Molecule: messenger RNA, 2118 nt
Organism: Magnolia sinica
Lineage: Eukaryota; Viridiplantae; Streptophyta; Magnoliopsida; Magnoliales; Magnoliaceae
Product: transmembrane 9 superfamily member 3-like
Exons: 7
Coding region: 55-1827 (590 amino acids)
Biological process (GO): protein localization to membrane
Cellular component (GO): membrane
Source: RefSeq, a predicted model, not a curated record
AAGUCGCAGCAGAUCCUUCUCUCAAACUCAGAGAGAGAGAGAGAGAGAGAGAGAAUGGCGAAAAUCCCAUUCCUUGCCGUCGGGAUUGUCAUCCUCUGCUGUGGGAUCGGAGUGAAAUCGGACGGCUCAGAUCACAGGUACAAAGCCAAAGAUCAUGUCCCGCUCUAUGCCAACAAGGUGGGCCCCUUUCACAAUCCCAGUGAGACGUAUCGUUAUUUCGAUCUUCCCUUUUGUACACCAGAUCAUGUGACGGAGAAAAAAGAAGCUCUUGGGGAAGUCCUGAAUGGAGAUCGUCUGGUCGUUGCUCCCUACAAACUUGAUUUCCUUAUUGAUAAAGAUUCUGAAGGUAUUUGUAAAAAAAAGCUGUCAGCAAAAGAAGUUGCCCAAUUUCGGAAAGCAGUCGCCAAGGACUACUACUUCCAGAUGUACUAUGAUGAUUUGCCAAUCUGGGGAUUUCUUGGGAAGAUCGAUAAGGAAGGGAAAGCUGACCCCAGCGAGUACAAAUAUUAUCUUUACAAGCAUAUUCAUUUUGACAUUCUUUUCAACAAGGAUCGUGUUAUUGAGAUUAAUGUCCGGACUGAUCCGAAUGCCUUGGUGGAUGUCACUGAGGACAAGGAAGUCGAAGCGGAAUUCAUGUACACAGUGAAAUGGAAAGAAACUGAUACUCCUUUUGAGAAAAGGAUGGAAAAGUACUCAAAAUCUUCUUCACUGCCGCAUCACUUGGAGAUCCAUUGGUUCUCGAUAAUAAACUCGUGUGUUACAGUUCUCCUCCUGACAGGAUUCCUCGCCACGAUUCUAAUGCGGGUGCUUAAGAAUGAUUUUGUUAAGUAUGCCCAUGACGAGGAGUCAGCUGAAGAUCAAGAAGAGACUGGAUGGAAGUACAUUCACGGUGAUGUCUUCAGGUACCCGAAGUUCAAGUCUUUGUUUGCUGCUGCCCUUGGUUCUGGCACUCAGCUGUUCGCCCUCACAAUUUUCAUUUUCAUACUUGCGCUUGUUGGGGUAUUCUAUCCAUACAACCGAGGAGCUCUUUUCACUGCUCUGGUGGUCAUAUAUGCUCUUACAUCAGGUGUCGCAGGCUAUACUGCAACUUCCUUCUAUUGCCAGCUUGAAGGAACAAACUGGGUGCGGAAUCUGUUGUUGACAGGGUGCCUUUUCUGCGGGCCUUUGUUCCUAACCUUCUGCUUCCUUAACACAGUUGCUAUAGCUUAUAGCGCCACUGCAGCAUUGCCAUUUGGCACGAUUGUGGUGAUUGGCCUCAUAUGGACACUGGUAACAUCUCCUUUGCUUGUUCUGGGUGGCAUUGCAGGGAAGAACAGCAAGGCCGAAUUCCAAGCACCCUGUCGCACCACUAAGUAUCCUCGAGAGAUUCCGCCAUUACCUUGGUACAGAGGGGCAAUUCCUCAGAUGGCAAUGGCUGGGUUUUUGCCCUUCAGCGCUAUCUACAUUGAACUUUACUACAUAUUCGCCAGUGUGUGGGGCCACAGGAUUUACACCAUAUACAGCAUUCUCUUCAUAGUCUUCAUCAUUCUCCUAAUUGUCACUGCUUUCAUUACUGUGGCGUUGACUUACUUUCAGCUUGCCGCCGAAGACCAUGAAUGGUGGUGGAGGUCUUUUCUCUGUGGAGGAUCCACUGGCUUAUUUAUCUAUGCAUACUGCCUCUACUACUAUCAUGCUCGGUCGGAUAUGUCUGGUUUCAUGCAGACGUCUUUCUUCUUUGGGUACAUGGCUUGCAUAUGCUAUGGUUUCUUCCUCAUGCUUGGGACCGUCGGUUUCCGUGCCUCCCUACUCUUUGUCCGCCACAUUUACCGCUCUAUCAAGUGCGAGUAGUUGAUCUGCACCAAGUCAGGUAUGUUCCUUCCUCUUUGUUUCCGUAAAAGCUUUGUUGUAGAGAAGGAUAGUAGUUGAUGUUAGUUAAAGGGUAGUUGGGGAAUACGUCAGAGCUCGAAAGUGACAUGGUUUUUAGAAGUUUGAGGCCAUGUUUCCUGGAAACGGGUAUUGACUCGAUUUUUGUUGGUGGUGAGGAGGAAAAUUCUUCAGUUAUAAGAAAGGAGAUUGUAUCAUUCCAUUAUAAUACAUGUAUCUGCAGCAACUCUCUGGAAAACAGUUUCUUUUUUCUCA